This is a messenger RNA of Branchiostoma belcheri (Belcher's lancelet), 1529 nucleotides long. RefSeq names its product histone acetyltransferase KAT5-like. The transcript has 12 exons. Bases 84 to 1271 code for a protein of 395 amino acids. Gene Ontology annotation, molecular function: histone acetyltransferase activity. Gene Ontology annotation, biological process: regulation of DNA-templated transcription. The record is from RefSeq and is a predicted model, not a curated record. NCBI's taxonomy places the organism in Eukaryota, Metazoa, Chordata, Leptocardii, Amphioxiformes, Branchiostomatidae.
GUUAAACGGCUUCUGAUUGGCUGAUAUAUUUUCUCUGCACCAAUCAGACAAGUUCUCUCAUUUUUCACCACUCACUAUCCAAGAUGGCGGACGACAAGGAAAAUAAGAAGAUCGGACUGAAGACGACGCUUGAUAUGGUGGUGGAAGGAUGCCGCCUUCCCGUGAAAAUGAGCAUUCUGCCCAACGAGGAAGAAGAGUGGCCACUAGCAGAAAUCCUCAGCCGGAAGGAAGAAAAGGGGAAACUGGAAUUUUAUGUCCACUACAUCGACUUUAACAAACGUCUGGAUGAGUGGGUGCUGCCAGACAGACUACGGGUGGAAGAACUCCAGUUUCCCAAGAAGGACCAGAAAACUCCCCAGAAACAGACAUCCUCCGCGGCUAACUCACGCCCCACCACCCCCGAUCGCGAACUCCAGGACAAGAAGACUACAGUUGACCGAUCUGAGUCAGACAGUCCAAGCCCCUCUUCCUUGCUCUCCAAGAAGUUAAGCCUGCCGGAGCAGACCAGCUCUCCUGCUGCCAAACUAGGAGGGCAGGGGCAGACUCCACAGUCACAGACGAAGUCCAAUGCAGGCAGGAAGAGGAAGGCAAUAUUCCUGGAUGAGAAGCAGGACUUACCGCCUGCCUACUGCAACUCUCUGUCAUCGCAGGACUCGCAGGACGCGCCGGCCACGCCGCAGCCGAGCGCCCCGCCGCCCCAGCAGCCGCGGCAGACCGGCAGCAUGUCGUCCUCUCACGACGAGAACAUCAUCACGCGCAUCAAGAACAUCGAGACCAUCGAGCUGGGCAAGUACCGCAUCAAGCCAUGGUACUUCUCCCCCUACCCACCGGAGCUGACCACCAUCUCUAUUGUGUACAUCUGUGAGUUCUGCCUGAAGUACGUCAAGAGCAGGAAGUGCCUGGAGAGACACAGAACAAAGUGCACAUUGAGACAUCCACCCGGCAACGAGAUUUACAGAAAAAGCACCAUCUCUUUCUUCGAGAUCGACGGCAGAAAAAACAAGUUGUACUCCCAGAACCUCUGUCUUCUUGCCAAGCUGUUCCUGGACCACAAGACCCUGUACUACGACACAGACCCUUUCCUCUUCUACGUCAUGACAGAGUACGACAUCAAGGGCUUUCACAUCGUCGGCUUCUUUUCAAAGGAGAAAGAGUCCACAGAAGACUACAACGUAGCCUGUAUAUUGACCUUACCACCAUAUCAGAGAAAAGGAUAUGGAAAGCUUCUUAUAGAAUUCAGUAAGUAUGCUUCAACUUCAAGUCACGCAUAACUGUGUAGGGCUUGAAAUACCAGCUGCAUAUGAAGUUUAAGUAUGUUCCAUACUUCUUAAAUACUGAGUGGUGGAGGUAAAAUUAGACUGGUGUGGAUAAUUUUUUAUCUUACCUGCACCAGUGCAGGUUAGCACUUACUUAAAGUAUUUCAAGCCCUGUCAUGGUUUGUCUUCCAAUGAAUGAUCUGAAGAAUAUCACUCUUAGAUAGUGCUGCAUACUUAAACCCAAUUUUAGGUUCAGGUCUGGAUUCAAGCCCA